Dimorphilus gyrociliatus is the source of this 1373-nucleotide messenger RNA. The record is from the annotation of a GenBank genome assembly. NCBI's taxonomy places the organism in Eukaryota, Metazoa, Annelida, Polychaeta, Dinophilidae.
AAUUUUCAAGGUCAUUUUAUUUGCGGCAGUUUCUUCGAAUAAACUGGGAAUCUGCUUUAACUAUUUGGGUAUUUAAAGGUUAAUGCAUAUAUUUUUAAAGGGCAGAUAACAUCUUUCGAUUAGAUGCGAACCUAGCGAAUCAUUUCACAUUAAUAUUUAUUAUUUCUCACCUAUUCCCGAAAUAUACACCAAUUUUCCGUUUAAUUAAGUAAUAUAAAGAAGGACUACGUUUCUAUUUCAGCUACUAGAAAAAUAUGGCUACAGGUUUAUUGUUCAGAGCAGGCACUUCAUUACUUAGACCUUGUGCCAGGAGUCUACCUGCCUCCCAUCCUGCAACAUUCUUCAACUUGGGUACAAUACAAUCAGUGACCAUAAAUCGUCUUCAACUAGACAAACAGGAAAAAUUAACUUUUGUUGACUACAAGAAAAGGACUUUGUCAUCAUUAUCUCUAAGCUCAUUGGUGAAAUCAUGUCCACCAGCAUAUCAGCCGUAUUUGAAUCUAAUAAGAUUCGAUAAACCUAUCGGAACUUGGCUGUUAUUCCUGCCAUGCACCUGGGCAAUUGCUCUCUCAACACCGGCAGGCUCGCUGCCUAGUUUAUACAUGCUGGGCGUAUUCGGAUUGGGUUCUUUUUUGAUGAGAUCAUCUGGUUGCAUAGUAAAUGAUCUUUGGGAUAGGGACUUCGAUAGGCAGGUAGCUCGCACUAAAAGUAGACCUUUGGCAAGUGGAGAUUUGUCGUCUUUCCAAGCUCUUUGCUUUCUAGGCCUAAACCUCAGCGCUGCACUAGCAAUAUUACUUUCCUUUAACUUGUAUACAAUUAAAUUGGGAUUUCUAGCAAUGGUUCCUGUUAUUCUAUACCCCUUGGCGAAACGGUUUACCUACUGGCCUCAGGCCGUGUUAGGAGUUACUUUCAAUUGGGGAUGCAUGAUGGGAUGGUCAGCAACCCACGGAACUUGCCUUUGGUCAGCUGUUUUGCCUUUAUACUUUGCAGGAUUUUCCUGGACAAUUCUUUAUGAUACAAUUUACGCCCAUCAGGAUAAAGAAGAUGAUGCUUUAAUUGGUGUCAAAUCUACGGCCUUAUUAUUCGGGGAUAAGUCGAAGAUCUGGCUAACAGGGUUUGCAGGGGUGAUGAUUAGUGGCUUAGUAGCGACUGGAGUCGUGUGCAAUCAGACGUGGCCGUAUUUUGCAGGGGUCUGCGCCGUAGGCGCUCAUUUGGCAUGGCAAAUAGGUACUGUUCGGCUAGACGUUAAUGAUGAUUGUGCAGCGAAAUUUCGCUCCAACAAGUCACUCGGCCUUCUGCUAUUCGCUUCCAUUAUGCUAGGCAAUUUAAUGAAGGAGGAAGAAAAAGCGGACAAUUUAGAAGAAACUAAAUGA